AUGUUUGUGCCUUACGCGGACCCUCGGAUGCCGUACGCACGCAAGGCAGCCUUUGAUCUUGGAAACAACGGAGCAGGAAUCAAUGCCAACAAUCUGCAGCUCGGGUGUGAUUGUCUGGGUCACAUUAGAUAUUUCGACGGUUGGCAUACUACAUCUUCGGGAGAUCCUCUUCAGAUCCCCAACGCCAUCUGUUGCCAUGAAGUUGACGACGGCAUUUUGUGGAAACACACAAAUUUUCGUACAGGUAAUGCCGUUGUCACGCGCUCUCGCGUGCUAAUCCUCCAGACCAUCAUCACCGUCAGUAACUACGAGUACAUAUUCGCUUUCCACUUCGGACAAGAUGCAUCUCUCCACUACGAGGUUCGAGCGACAGGGAUCGUGUCUACUGUGCCUAUUGGCAUUGGAGACAGGGUUGCGUUCGGUACGGUUGUCUCACCAGGUGUGCUGGCGCCAUAUCAUCAACAUCUUUUCUCUUUGCGAAUCGAUCCGGCGAUUGCAGGCUACGAGAACUCGUUGCUUAUAGAAGAAUCGCACCCCAUGCCAGUUCAGGAUCCCAAGGUGCACAAUCCAUUUGGGGUGGGAUAUACAACCGAGACUCAGUUCGUCGAAAACGAAUCUGGUCACGACCUUGACCACACUGUCAACAGGGUUUUCAAGAUUGUCAAUGAGGAUGUAAUCAAUCCUGUCACCGGCGGACCAGUUGGGUACAAGCUCUCGCCGUUCUACAGUCAAUUGCUUUUGGCUCAUCCCUCCUCAUAUCACGCGAAGAGGUCUGAAUUUGCAGCUCACGCAGUUUGGGUCACUCGUUAUCAUGACGACGAACUAUUCGCUUCGGGUCAGCACACCAUGCAAUCUCAGGGUGGGCAGGGAAUUGCCUCAUGGAUUCGAGAGCGCCAGGAGAAGAAAGAAGCCACCAGCGUCAGGAACAAAGACAUGGUCAUAUGGCAUACUUUUGGCUCGACACACAAUCCUCGUGUGGAAGACUGGCCGGUGAUGCCAUGUGAGAAGAUGCAGGUAGGACUCAAACCUGUCAAUUUCUUCACGGCGAAUCCUGCAAUCGAUGUGGCUGUGUCAACGCAAGAUAGGAAUCAGAGCGUUCUUGUCAACGAUAGUGCUACGGCGACAAAGGGGCAUUGCAAAUAG
This is a messenger RNA of Capronia epimyces CBS 606.96, 1143 nucleotides long. Its product is annotated as primary-amine oxidase. The record is from RefSeq and is a predicted model, not a curated record. The transcript has a single exon. Gene Ontology annotation, molecular function: quinone binding; copper ion binding; primary methylamine oxidase activity. NCBI's taxonomy places the organism in Eukaryota, Fungi, Ascomycota, Eurotiomycetes, Chaetothyriales, Herpotrichiellaceae. The coding region runs from base 1 to 1143 and encodes 380 amino acids. Gene Ontology annotation, biological process: amine metabolic process.